Molecule: messenger RNA, 1927 nt
Organism: Diospyros lotus (date-plum)
Lineage: Eukaryota; Viridiplantae; Streptophyta; Magnoliopsida; Ericales; Ebenaceae
Exons: 5
Coding region: 58-1338 (426 amino acids)
Source: RefSeq, a predicted model, not a curated record
GCGACGGUUCUUUCUUCGUCCGAAUCCCGAACCCUAAUUCUCAGAAUCUUCACGACAAUGGACCCAUGCUACGAGCAGGUAUUGAGAAAUGAGGUCAUGUACCUUCAUUCUCUCUGGCGCCAAGGCCCUCCCAGAAACCCUAACUCAUCAUCCAUACCCCUCCAACCUUCCAAUCCUACGCACUUCAAGAAAACGGGAAGGGGAUCCAGGGGCAAAAAAUCCAAGAACAGGCAGCCUAAAAAUGACCCUCCAGCCGCCGCCUCCGCCAUCGAAUGGCCCUGCAACAGUCCAACGGAGCCGCCGCCGCUGCCGGAGUCGGGGUGGCCCUCUCUGAAGCUACCACCGGCGGCGACGACCCGGCUGCCCUCGGCCGAGGAACAGGCGCGCUUUGCCGCGAUGCAGUUGCAGCAGAAGGCCUUGAAGGCCGCGCAAGAGUUCUUAGCGAGUUGUGACAGCGACGGAGAAAAUUGCAUGGACGAAGAUGGAGACGACAACGAGGACGAAGAUAAAGACGGGAGUGAGGAAUACAGGUUCUUUGUGAAUGUGUUUGCGGAGGACGAUGAAUUGCGGGGCUACUACGAGAAGAAUUUCGAGGGCGGUGAAUUUUGUUGCUUAGUGUGUGGCGGAAUUAGGCAUAAGGUAGGGAAGAUCUUUAAAAGCUGCGUUUCCCUAGUUCAGCAUUCAAUUUCGAUCGUGAAGACGAAGAAGAAGAGAGCGCACAGAGCUUUCGCUCAGGUUAUAUGCAAAGUUCUUGGUUGGGAUCUUGAUCGGCUCCCAACUAUUGUUUCCUCGUUGGCCGGCAAUUCUCAGGGCAAUUCUAAGGUUGGUGUGGAACAAUUGAAAGAGCUUAACAAGAGCUCGAGCUCAGGCAAUGCUACUAAUGGUGAACUGGAUCUGAAGGAGUGCUCUAAUGUUUGUCAGGAAGAAGAGUUACUGAAUUCUAGUGUUGAUGCCUCAUCAAAUCUUGGUGGUGAUAAUGUGAUUCUUUGUGAGGGAAAUGAUGCAGUGGGGAUGGAGGAUCUGAAUAACCAAACAUUGGGUUUGGAAAAUGUUAAUAAUGGCGAACUAGUUCCUGAAUCUGUUUCUAAUGUUGGUUGGGAGGAAGAAUUGCAGAAUGCCAAUGUUCCUGGCACGCCAACUGCUAUUGGCAAUGAUAUGAUGCUUUGUGAGGGUUCUUCAAUGGUUGGCGACGAAAACAAAUGUGAGGAAAAUCUUGAAAAUCAGAAUUUUGAUGCAGCAGAAGGAAAGCCAGAGGGAGCUGUUAGUUGCCUGUGCAGGAACCUUUCAAGGACAAUGGUAUUGGAAAGGAACUCGAAGACAAUCCAGAGGGAGCCGUAGUUGAUAAUGAUCUGAGGAACUCUGAUGAGAAUCAAAAUUGCCAAGCAAGUUGAAGGAUGGUAUCAAAAAGAUGUCAAAGAGCACAAUCACCUAGUGAGACAUUCGUAUUAUUGGCGUUUGAGAUCAGUAAUUUUACAUGCACCAUUUGACGGUUGUGGUUUGUAUCUGAUUUGCAGGUGCAUAUAAAAGGUGGGUGGUUUUCUUUGACUUGCAAGGAAAUUACAUUAUCUGGAAGAAAAAAAUGGAAUGGGAUUGGUUAAAAAUCUUUCCUUGAUAACAUGAACUUUGUAACUAGCUAUGCACAGUGAGAUUACUAAUCAUAUUUGCUAGGGAGAAGAGCGAGACAGUAAAUUACUAUUGUUGAGGCUCUGGGUGCAUUAAUCCAUAUUACAUUCCCUUGUUAGGCCAAAUUGGCAAAUUUCUUGGCUUUCUCUCAGCUGCACCUGCUCUUUCUUUUUUGUUAGGUUGAUGCAUGUCUACUAUAGAAGAUUUUCUCUUUUGCAUCCAUUCUUUUUCCUGCCUUGAACUCUUGUCUUGUUUUUCUGGGUUUUUUUACAGUAAGGAUGUGAUUGAUGACUCUGUUUAUGCU